This is a messenger RNA of Portunus trituberculatus (swimming crab), 2811 nucleotides long. RefSeq lists its product as uncharacterized. Gene Ontology annotation, biological process: nervous system process; signal transduction; chemical synaptic transmission. Gene Ontology annotation, molecular function: neurotransmitter receptor activity; protein binding; extracellular ligand-gated monoatomic ion channel activity. The record is from RefSeq and is a predicted model, not a curated record. The transcript has 3 exons. Bases 116 to 2749 code for a protein of 877 amino acids. Gene Ontology annotation, cellular component: neuron projection; membrane; synapse. NCBI's taxonomy places the organism in Eukaryota, Metazoa, Arthropoda, Malacostraca, Decapoda, Portunidae.
UCUGUGAGAUCUCCCUGCCAUUUUGAGGCUGGUGACAGCGUAAAUUAUUUAAGGGAUCACAGGAAUCCGACAAGAUCAUAAGCAGACGGAAACAGGAGGCAAUAACUAGACGAGGAUGAUGUUUGAGGAUAUCAAAGCACACGCAACUGCCUGGCGAGGAAUACUGAGCAUCCUCCUCCUCCUGUUCCUGGUGGUGAUAUACCUGGGAGGUGGUGCCGGAGGCGUACAGGUGAUGGAGUUCCAGAAGGACGGUGUGGCUACCUGGUGGUCAGUGGCUGAGUACAAAGAAAAACUGGACAGAAAUCGGAUGAUGGACUCCGUGACUCUAUGCGGUCGUUUCAAGCUCUUCUUCCUGCAUUCUCGGGGCACAUUCUUCCAGCUCCGCGAUCAGCCGCUUGACUUGCACGCGCAACUUAAGGGCGAGCUGUGGCUGGAUCGCGUGAGGCCGGUCAUCUCCCACCGCUGGAACUUCCAACCACUCGAGAAUAAACUCAGGACUUACAGGUGGUACCACAUUUGCUUUACCUACAACCACACGAACCACAAGUACCACACAUACAUUAAUGGGGAGUUGGUGUACGAGAUGACCUACAACGUGGGACGACCAAUCUACGGGGACUACGCGAGGCUCGGCCAGAACGAGGCUCUCAUGCAGAGCUACAGUGGCGCUCUCUCCCAGGUGAACGUGUGGGACUAUCCUCUGACACAAGACGUAGUGAAGGAUAUAGCGGAGUGCAAGAGUGACCCACAAGGUAACUACAUCUCGUGGGAAGCUGGUUGGACACUUUCCAAUGUCACCGAGUACCAAGUGUCUCUCCCGCACUUUUGCAACAAUACCGAGGAUAAGAUUUACUUCUGGUUCCCUGCCCGGCCUGUAGACUUUGCGUUUUACAUCUGUGAAGCGCUGGGCACGCAUCUCCCUUUGCCCACCACAAUGGAGGAAAUCAAAUUUUGGUUUGAUCUUUCAGCCAAAACCUGGCCUGACUCCACCUACUGCAGAGGGGAUUUUUGGACCCCCUUAACUGACAUAGAGGAAGAAGGUUCCUGGGUGACUCAUUACGAUAACGCUCCGGCACCCAUGCCGGCCUGGAAAGACGGAGAACCUAAUGGCAUUUUCUAUGAGAACUGCGCUAAAAUUGAGCAUAAUGGAGUGGCAGACUACGACUGUCCCACCAACUUCAAAUGCUCCGUCUGUGAGUUUCAGGAGCUGCAGAUCUUCUCAUUUUUGGGCACGUGUGAGGUGGAGCUCCGUAAUAUUAACUUCAUCGCUUAUCAAGAAGAGCUCGGGCACCUUAUUUUUAAAGGCUACGGGGAAUACCACAUCCGUAAGGAAGGAGACGAGUGGCUUUGGGUCAACGUAGUGAAGAACACAACCAUCGCAAGGCUGGACCCAGACGCCCCCAUGGGAAUGCCGAUGGGCCGUCGAGUCUGGCACUUGGAAGCCAAGGUGUGUGACCAGAUGGAGGGACAGCGCACCCUUGCCCUCACACCCUGCCAAGACAACAGCUACACUUGCGAUGACGCCACCUGCAUCCCCCUCGAGAACCGCUGUGAUCUGAAGUACGACUGUCUGGACCACAGCGACGAGGCAGACUGCGAGCUCAUCACUAAGCCAAAUAACUACAAAAUGGAUCUUCCUCCGCGGCCGAGCAGCAAGCACGAGUCCUCCAGCUUACCGGUGGCUCUGGAAAUCAUCAUAGACUCCACAGCCAUCGAAACGACCAAGAUGAACAUGAAGACAACGUAUGAGGUGAGGAUGAAGUGGUUCGACAACCGCCUCACGUUUCUCAACCUGAAGACUAACGACAGCCUCAAUAAAGUGACGCACAGCAGCAUGAUAAGCCUCUGGACACCCGUUGUUGGGUUCAUCAACACGGAGAGUCACCAACACACAAUAGUCGAUUUAGAAACAUCCCUCCACCUGCAGCAGCUUGUACCUUCCAAGCAGAGAGACGGCGGUGCCCCAGGAGAAGUGGUACUGUACCCUGGAGAGGACAACCAACUCGUUCUCUCCAGGAAAUAUAACACUCUGUUCGUCUGUGACUUUGAUCUAAUGCUGUACCCAUUCGACUCCCAGUAUUGCGACAUGCAUUUACGUAUGUUGUCUGCCUCGAGCAACUACCUCGAGUUCAAUGCCGUGGAGACCACCGCUGUGUACAUUGGUAGUAAGAUGCUAUUGGAAUACCACUUGUCACAACCGACACUACAUUAUGACAACAGUGGGGAGUUUAGCGAAGCCAGAGUACGUAUUCCUCUAACACGGCGAUCAGGGUACGCGAUUCUCAAUAUCUACACUCCAUCUCUCAUCCUGCUGGUGAUUAGCUACGUCAGUCUGUUCUUCCGUCCUCACAUCUUUGAGGUCCGCGUGAUGACAACUCUCACAGCACUCCUAGUCAUGGCCACACUUUUUACACAAGUGUCUUCAUCGCUGCCCAAAACUUCCUACUUCAAAAUGGUGGACGUGUGGCUCCUCUUCUGCAUUGUCAUAAGUUUCAUGGUGAUCAUCUUCCAUGCCAUCAUUGACAAUUCUCUGGGUGACUCCAUACCGGGGGUGGUGUCAGACUUGCCGGCAUUAACUAAAGUGUCGCCAUUGUCUCAGUCCCCGUCAGGCCCACGCUCGCCCAAGGCCCUCAGGAGCUACGAGAAGAUCACUACAACUACUGCAGGUCUUAUCACGCUCGCCAGAUACACCACACUCAUACUGUUUGUCUUGUUUAACAUUAUCUACUGGAGUUAUAUCUUUGGUUAGCAUAGAAAUUUGCCUUCAGCAUGGAGGUUAUAAAAAAAAAAAAAGGCUGUAAGGUUUUAAUC